GCUAUCAUAGAACGCUUCAAAUCCAAGCAUUGCUUCAUUACCGCCUACACCACCAGAUUCUAGAGCAUCAUCUUCAAAACCAAAUCACAUCAUCAUGUCUGACCAAGAGAAGCAACAAACCCUCCAAGAGGACGAGCAAGAGUACGAGUACGCAUCCGACUCCGACGAGGGACAGCAACAAGUCGCCCAACCGCAACCCAAGCAAGGCCAACGCACAAUGCAACGCGCGCGCCAACAACGUCAAGGCCAGCAACAGCAACAAUUCGCGCCUCAACAACAGCAGCAGCAGCAACAAGUCGUCCCCAUGGAACAGCGCAUGACGGGCAACAUGGGCGGACGCACGGGAGCCAUCCGCGAAUCGCGCAUCAAGGACCGCCCAGUACCGCAAGAGCAGCGCGACAGCAGUCUGAAGAUCAAGAUCGAGCUGGACCUGGAAGUCGAGGUAGAUCUCUACGCGAGAGUCAAGGGAGAUGUUACCAUAGGGCUGAUGUAGGAUGUAGGUCGACCUCUAUGCCAGAGUCAAGGGCGACGUGACCAUCGGAUUAUUCUGAGACGACCUGUUAUGAUGGGGAUUUCCGGGGGCUUUCUUUUGGGGCGUUUUUGAAUCAAUCAGAUAAAGUUACCAUGUACUAUUAUUACCAGUCGUAGACCGGGCCGAAUGGCAAAAGGAAGAAUUCAAAUGAUAAUCAAUCAAACAAACAAGUUUCGCACGCAUGCAAUUCGAAUGAGGAAGUGAUUCUGCAGUGGCGGGCGUCGACACUGCGGUACGGUACUUCGUACAAUAGCUGAAGCUCCCGCAAAUCUCCUU
Mollisia scopiformis is the source of this 808-nucleotide messenger RNA. RefSeq lists its product as uncharacterized. Bases 95 to 493 code for a protein of 132 amino acids. Lineage: Eukaryota; Fungi; Ascomycota; Leotiomycetes; Helotiales; Mollisiaceae. The record is from RefSeq and is a predicted model, not a curated record. The transcript has 3 exons.